AUGUCAAUGUUAAAAGUAUAUAAAUUAUUAUUUUAUAAAUAAUAUAAAAAAAAUAAUAUAUAAUUGUGAGUUUAUAUUUAUAAAAUCAUAUUUAUUCAAGAAAUAUAAUGUUCUCUACUUUACAUGAAUUUUAAUAAAAGAAAUACAAUGAAUAGAACAUUAGCUGGAAAAAUUGAAUUUAAAAAAUUAUGUGAUGUAUUGGAGAAAGUUUCUAAAGCAUGUGAUAUUACCAAAAAAGCUAAUAUUUUAGAAGAGUUUAUUGAAGAAUGUCGUAUUAUGGGUCACAAAUUAAAAACAGAAUUUCCAGAUAUGGAUAUUUCAUUCUUUCCUAUAUUAAAAUUAAUUUUACCGGACCUUGAACGAAGACAGGAGGCAUAUAAUUUAAAACAAAAGUCUCUCGCUGAUCUUUAUAUUCGUGUAUUUUGUUUAGGAAAAAAUAGUAAGGAUGCAAAAAAUCUUAAACAAUACAAAACUCCAAUUGUAAAAAAAAUCGCAGGACGCGAAAAAACUAAAAAAGAUUUUGCGGAAAAAGCUUUUUAUAUUUUGCAAAAUCGUUUACCACUCAAAAAUUCUGACUUUACAUUAGAACGAAUUAAUUUAUUUUUAAAUAAUAUAUCGUUAAAAAAUAAAGCUGAUCGACCAAAGGAUGAAAUAUUUAAAUUUUUAUUAGGAAAAACGAAUGCAUUAGAAUUCAAAUGGAUAACACGAAUUAUCCUAAGAAAUUUAAAACUUGGUAUUACGUCGAAAAAAAUAUUGCAAGUUUUUCAUCCAAAUGCAAAUUCAUUAUUUGAUGUAUCAUCUAAUUUGCAAUAUGUUUGUGAAAAAUUAUAUGAUCCACAAUUAAGAUAUCAUUGUGACAUUCAAGUUUUUUCUCAUUUUAAACCUAUGUUAUUAGAACGAUGUCAGAUUGAGAAUAUAAAGAAACUUUUUAAUGAAAAAGAACAAUAUUUUGUACAAUGCAAAUAUGAUGGUGAACGAUCUCAAAUGCAUAUGAAAGAUAGAAAGUAUAAAUAUUUUACACGACAAGGAUAUGAUAUUACGAAUUAUUCUGGUUUUGGGGAAACUAGUUCUUUAGGUUUUAUGAGUAAUGUAUUUGAUCGAUUAUUAAAUCAAGAAGUAAAAUCAGUAAUUUUAGAUGGUGAAUUAAUGGGUUGGCAUAAAGAAAAGAAAUUAUUAGGUUCAAAAGGAAUGAAUUAUGAUGUUAAAAAAUUAUCAGAAAAUAGUCAUUAUCAGCCAUGUUUUGUUGCAUUUGAUAUUAUUAUGUAUAAUGAUAUAUUAGUUAAUAAUGAACCUUAUGAAAAAAGACUUAAAAUUUUAAAAGAUAUAUUUAAAGAAGAAAAAGGUUCUCUUUUAUUAUGUAAAUCUAUUAAAGUUUCCAAUAGUGAGGAAUUAUGUAACAUAUUUAAUGAAAGUGUUAAAAAUAAAGAAGAAGGAAUUGUAGUAAAAAAAUGUGAUAGCAAAUAUAAACCAAAUAUAAGAGAUGGUUCUGGAUGCUAUAAAAUAAAAGCUGAGUAUUCUGAAGAUUUGAUACAAGAUAUAGAUUUAAUAAUACUUGGUGGUUAUUAUGGUGAUGGAAAAUUUAUAGAUUCAAUAAAAAGCUUUUUAAUGGGAGUAGCUUCAUCAUCAAAAACUCCUGGUGAAAAUCCUACAGAAUUUUUAUCUGUAGUAUCAGUUAGCAAUGGUUUAUCUAUGAAUACAUUGAAAGAACUCUGGAAAAUAUUUGAAAAUAAGUGGCAAACUGAACGCCCUAUGAAUGUAAUUCCUCCCAAGAUCGAUCCGCCAGAAUUAUGGAUUCGUCCUGAAAAUUCUAUUAUUUUAACUGUAAAAGCAACAGAAAUGAUACGAAGUUCUAAUUAUCCAAUGGGAUAUAGUUUACGAUUUCCUAGAGUUACAAAUAUUAGAAUUGAUAAACCAUGGUAUAAUGUUUGUACAACUAAUAAUUUGAAAUCAUUAAUUAAGGAUACGUGGCCAAUUCAAAAAUUGACAAAAAGAAAAGUAAAUUAUGAAGACAUAGAUGAAGAUGAAGUAUCUGAAACCAAAAUAUCUAAAACAAAAAAAUAUUAUUCAAGAACAAAGAAUGAACAAACAUUGAUAAAACCAAAUAUUUUUGUUGAUCCACCGAUUCAACUUACCCGACUUUUUGAUGAUAAAGAAAUUUGUGUAAUAAAUGGCAAUGAUGAAUUGCCUAAAGAACGGAUUGAAGAAAUUCUUUUGCAACAUAGAGCAAAGGUUGUACAAAAUCCUUUAAAAGAAAAUUACUGUGUUAUAAUUGGUAAUGUUAAAACGAUAAAAGCAAAUAAUAUUAUACAAAAUAAUAAUAUAUGUAAAAAAUACGAUAUAGUAACAUUAGAUUGGUUCAAACGGGUUACCAAAGAAGAAAACUGGUCAUCAUUGCAAGAUUUCUUACCAUGGGAUUUGAUAUGCAGCCGCGAAUCAACAAGACAACGAUUAGCACAAUAUUAUGAUGAUUAUUACGAUCAUUAUACUAUAGAUGCUAAUGAAGAGACUUUACUUCGUUCGUUUAAAAAAUUAGAAGAAACGAUAUUAUUUCAGGAGCAAAAUAUUAAAUUUGAUUAUACAAAAAUGAAUAAAAUAGAUCAAGAAUUAUUUGAUAAUAAAAUAUCUCCUUAUUCUCUAUUUCGUGGUAUUAUAGGAUAUUUCAAUGAUCCAUCAGAUUUAUCAAAAUUUCAAUUUCGAUUUAUGGCUGGAACUAUUAAAGAAACUAUCGAUGAUUCUGUAACAAAUAUCUUUAUUAACAAUAAUUAUAUCAAUACUGAACUUCAAAAUUUAAUUGGUAAUAAAUUACAAAUGUUAACAAUUAUUAAAAGUGAGUGGAUUGAAGAAUGUUUUAAACAAAAUGCAAUUAUUCCUCACUCUAAGUAUCUGAUUCAAUAAAAAAUAAUAUAUUAUAAAAUUUUUAAAUAUCUGUAUUUUAUAUACCAUAUAAAUAAAAUAUAAAUAAAAUUAAUGAAUUAUAUCAUAAUAAAUUUAAAAAUUAUAAUGUGAUUCUAUUUUUGAUUAAAAUUAAAGCGAACAAAUAAGAAUACAAAAUAUAAUUUUAGAAUUAAGUGUUCAAUAAAGAAAAUUUAACAUAUAAAUGUUACGUGUAUAUUUGUAACAUGAAAAUAUAUAGAUUCAUUUUGGCUCAUAUUUUCGUUAAGUGCUAAAGAAACUGGGUACUAGAUGGAGUGACAGUUAGACAGUUCGCUCAUUUAACAUCCCGUUUCGAAAUAUUUGUUCUUAGUUGAAGUCGGCACCCUUGUUGUUCUCGUUUUAUUUCAUCGGAAUGCAUGCAAAAUACGAAGCGAAAGGGACGCAGCUGCGACGUUUCCUUUACAAAGCCUGCCAUUCAGAGAGAUUCUCGAGUAGAUUAAGAUGAGAGAACUUUGGAAAAAAGACUUUAUAAGUACAGACAUCGAUACGAUAACGAGAAUCUUCAUUCUGAGAUUAUUCUUGAUUUAAAUAAUCAUUUCUAUUAUUAAUUCGUGUUACUAAUCUGCAAACUUAGUGCACGAUGUAAGAUCAUUAAUUUUAAUUCAUAACUUAUAAAUUUAAUACCAACAAUAAAACAACAAGAGGAAGCUUUAUUUAACUUCUACAAAAUCAAAAAAAAGUAAUAAUAAAAAAUAAUACAUUAUAUAAUAUUAAAAAUAUACAAACUUAUCAAAGAAAAAACAUGCAUCAUUUGUAUCAUCUAAGAAUCUAAAAAAAAAAUUCUUCAUUCACAAGUUUAUAAUUGCGCAUAAAAAGUCUUUUAAUUUUUUUUUUGCACAUCAACUAAUUGUAAAUCAUAGUUGAGAUUUUUGGCAAAGAUGUAUAUCAUGACAUUGCAUGAUGUAUGUAUAAUGUUAACUAUUACCGAUAUCUCGUUAGCGUAAAGGAAGAUUUCGUCUACCAGGUCAGAACAUAAUAUAUGAAUAUGACUGACAUUUGUGUCCGUAGAAGAUCUACUUAUAGACUCUUCACCUACGGACACGACGCAUAUUAAUCGAGUUUCAGAUUUUCCAAACGUCUAACGGGACGCGUCACUCCUUUGCACCACAUCCAAUUUAUUCACAUCCAGUGCUAACUUAGUACCUGCCAAUUACGUAUACUCGUUACUGUUGUUGCUUACGUUUCAUCGUCACACGAUAAAUUUAUGGCUUAACUGCAUCACGCUUGAAUUCUGUAUUUAUCGAUUGCAAGUUUAAAUAAUAGCAAAUGAUAUUUUAUAAAUGAUAUCAUUAUUUGUCCAUAUGGACUUUUUUUUUUUAAAUAUGUAUAAUAUCAAAGUACAGAAUUUCUAUUGUUUUUUUUUUCAAGUACUCUUAUAAUUAAAAUAUAUUUCUUCAACAAUCUCAAUUUUAUUUUUAUAUCAUGCUUACUUACAUUAGAUAUUUGUUUUCUUUUUUGUUAAUUCUAAUAUGUAUUUUUAAUAUUCCAUCUAACAUGACGUUUAUCCAUGUAUAUUAUCUUCUUCUUUUGCGCACAAAAUUUUGGUUUCUUCUUUUCUGAUCUUUGAACUUGUUUUGUUUCUGUGUCUGUUUCUGUUAAACUAUAAUCAUCUUUGAAUGUUGAUAAUGAUGAUGUGGAGCAUGAGCAUGAGCUCGAGGAAAGAUAUGUGUUUUUUCUCUUCUCGUUUUCAGGAAAUCUAUUCCAUAAUUGAAUAUUCGUACAAGAAGAAGAAAUUGGUUCUUGUCUAUGACAAAUAGAAUUUUGUGAUAAUAUAGACCAAGAGUGACAUCGUUUCGACAAUGAUGACUUCGAUGAUGAAGAUAAUAGAAGAGGAUCUAUUUUUGUAUUGUAUUUAUUAUAUCGAUCAUUUGGUAUCAUAUAACGCGGAGACUUAUAAAUUGAACAUGGACACGUAUCUAAGCUGUCAUGAACAGAACUCUCAAUAGUUCCGAUAGAAGUGGUCGGUGAAUUAUAACUCUUUAAAUUCUUCGAUCUAUUAGGUGUUCUGUUUUUGAAGAUAACUAUAGUCGGUUUUUCUUUAUAUUUCAUCGAUGGUGGUUUAUAUUUAAACGAACGAGUUUCAUGAGACAAUAUAAAUUUAGGAUCUAUCAUCGAAUCAUUUUUUUUUUUCAUUUUUAGACAUUCACACAUGUUGUUAUUUCUAUGCAACUGUAAAUUUGUAAAUGGCAUAUUGUACUGUGAUCGAAUUGAAGAAUUAGGAUACGAUAAAAAUUGUUUUCUGCUACUCCAUCGGGAACCAUUAUAAUUAUAUGAUCUGAAAAAUUGAAAAUAUAUUUUAGAGCAACAAACUUAUUCUACAAAUUAUUGUAAAAAAAGGCUUAACUAACUUUGUGUUACAAUUACAAUUUUGACAAAAAAAUUUUGACAGUUUUUUCUGUUUCAUAUUUUUAUACCAAAGAGUAGGAAAGGUUUUUUGUUGAACCAUGUUUGAACCAAUUUUAUUGCUGCGAGAUGAGUAUUUCUUCUGUAAUCUUGAAUUCGAGAAUUGAUGUUUAUUUAUGGAGUGUUUUAAAUUGCAUUUUUGCUUUUGUUUGAAGGGAAAUACUUGUACAUCGUUUAAAAAAUUAUUCAUGAUUUUACCAACGUCUAAUUCUUGAUGCGCGUUAAUUUUUUCUGCGUCUUCCACUUCUGAAGACAAAUUGAAUUCAACAACUUUAUCAAUUUCCAAAUAAUCUUUUGACAAUUUAUUUUUGAUAGGAGUAUAUUUUUUUCGUAAAUCGUGAUACAAAAUUGAAUUCAUACAAUUGUCUGUAAUAAUGGUUUUACUGAAAUUUAGAUCAUUUGAUAAAAAUUUUUUAUUUGAAGUUUUUCUCAAACAUUCUCGCGGUGUAUCGAUUUUAUUAGUUCUAUGGGAACUAUUUUUCUUUUCCAAAAUAUUUUCGUUAAUGCACUUUAAAGGAUAUUUUAUAUCAUUACGAAUAUCUUUUAAAAUAUUUGAUUUUUCAAAAUUUUUAUUCUCCUCGCAUCUAGUUUCAAAAAUUCGAGGAGAUAAUCGAGGAAUAUUGCGAUUAAAUGUCGAUUUUAAUUCUAUAUUUUUUUUAUCCUUUUCCAAAAUAUUUUUUUUACUUUCUUUUUCCUCGGUGCUACAAGAAAUUUCGUUUGAAAUUUCUCCUUUAUGCAUGUGUAACAUGUUUAUAAUUUCUUCAUUCGAAACACUAUUUUCUUUCCCAUCUUUAAUAUUAUCUUUAUUGUUAUGCAUUGAUUUAUCGUAUAUCCUCCAAUGAUCGGAAAUAACAUCAUGAGAAAGGCGUAGAUGAACACAAUGCUGCCUGUUUUUUCUUCUUUUCAUUAAUUUAUGAGCGCAUACAAGUCCACUGCAAUGGCGAAAAAGACAUUGUCUACCCAUUCGUUUUCUUCGUUCAUUGAUAGCCGAUUCUAGGAGCUAAGUAUUCGUGAAAUAGAAAUUUAUUGUUAGCAUGUAAUAUAAUAUAUUACACGACACAUUUUUCGUUUACCUUGGUUUUUCGAUUGAGCAUCGUUAGACAACACGUCCAAUUUGAUGAUGAUACGUCUGCAAUCGAAGCAACCACGAGAUCACUGAGCUGUUGUAUCGUGAAAAUCAUUCACGAUGGUAAGACUUACAGCGAUUUGCUGGGGAAGUCGAAAUUACCAUUUUCAUUUUUAGGAAGGCCUUUUCCUAAUGCAAAUGCAGUCUCCGAUAUCGGUUGGUCGUUCUCCAAAAACCAUUCCCGGAUCUUCGUAUACCCUGAAAGCCGCACAUAAUUUUUUUUAUUUUUUUAUUUUUUUUCAUAAGUAUAAGAGAAAAAAAAAUCAAAUAUCUUAUAUUAUUGCUAUAAUAAUACGUUCUUACAUGUCCAAACGUUUCUUACAGCCACAAGCAUAGACUUUGAUCCGAGCCCUGCUGUUAAAGUACAAUAAAAUUUUAAAUUUAAAUUUAAAUUAAUAUUUGUCAUUUUUUAAAGAAUAUGGUUUCAUGCUUACCCUUCUUUGCAUUCGCAUCUGCCUGGUCGUCUAAAGGACAAGAAUUAGUACUAAGUAUUAGAACUUAUGAUUAUGCGAUGCACAUGAUAUCGCUGGUCAUACGAUGCGCGAUAUUCUUUAGGAUCUUGCAACAAUUCUAUUAUUUAUUAUAUCGUAUAAACAAAAAAGAAGAAAAAGAAAUAUAAAAUAAAAUUAAAAAAGAUCACUGGAGAAAUCUCGCACGUAUGACCAACAUGACUCACUUUUCUCCUUUACGACGUAAGAAUUCUCGCAUUCUCGCUCUACACAAGCAAGUAUAUUCCCUGUAAUAAACAUAUUUUUAUUGUGUUUAUCCUCUUCGGUUUUCGAAAGAUAAAAUUUACCUCUCUUUCAGGAAAACCACAUAGAAGAAAAGCAUUCCUGUAAAACCUGCGAUGAACUUUCCUAAAUACCAAACGAAGUUGUUGGUACAGUGGGGCAUCGCAAUUGAGUUUGAUCACUGGCUCACCAGCUUAGUUACGGCUAAAUCAAAAAAUGUAUGUAUGCAGUAUAAAAGAAUAAAUUAAAAAUAUUCCAUAUUCCAUAGAAUUUUUAAAUAAUUAUUUAUAUCUUUAGAAUUAUCCUCGAUGAAAAAUACAUCUUCUUUCAUAUUUUAUUUCGACAAAAUGUCUCUCGAAUGUGCAUCGAAUAACAUUCGCACACAUCUUACCUUAAUUGAAUGAAAUGAUAUUUAUAAUCGAAGAGUAGUAUAAUUGUUUUGUGAACGAUUGCAUUACAAACUUUUGCGACGAUACCGCUCAAUUUUUUACCGUGUGCCUCGAAUUUUUUUUUUUUUUUUUAAAAGGUUAGUUGCUCCUUUGUCGCAAUGUUUUGUUCAUUUAAUUUAUGGUUAUUUGAAUUUUGAAUUACAUAACAUAUUUACAACUUCGAGGCUCACACGUUUUGUUCCUCUUCUGAGCGCGCAUUUAAGAGGCACGCGCAAGAAUUUCAACCGUGGGGGUACUUUUGCAACUGUCAGAUUGAUGGAUUUAUUAAUUUUCGUAUAUACCAGGAUUUCGGAUAACCGUGUUAUGCAUAGAACCCCGGGACCUGAACAAAUGCAAAGUGCAUCGAUUUGCAAAUGUCAAAAUUAUCAGAGAGGCAAGAACGUUGCCUACUCUUAACACUCUCAUUUUAAUUUUCUCAAAUUUUUUAAUUCUAAUUUCAUUUUCCACAUUUUCCUCAUUGUUACAAUUUUAAGAUAAUAUUUUUUAAAUUUUAGAAUUUUUAAUAUUUUUCUUUUUUUUUUUUUAAUACAAUCUUAGAAUUAUUUCCAGUUUUAAAUUAAAAAAGGAAUUAAAUUAAGAAAAUGUUCCUCUUUCUCUUUUCCUUUUCUCUUCUUGUUAUUAAUCUUGUUAUUAAUAAUUUUCUUGUUAAAAUUCUUAGUCCAGGACACAAUGUUUUCGCAUGAGUACAGAGAGAAAGGCCAAUCUUAGCUAUGGAUAUUCCGAGGUGCAACAUCAGUUCGGUCACGCAUCUUCAACGGGGGGAUCUGCCAAAUGGUGGAAAGAUGUUGAAUGACCUGUCAACAUAUUUGCCCCACUGACAACACCCUCGAGCAAAGCUGUCCAUGCUUGAUGGAGAAAAAGGGAGAAACGUCUAAAGUGACACCCCUUCGUUCCACGCUCAUUAGGAUAAAUUCUUUGGUGCGUUUUAUGCAUUCCUACCAACGAGGAUAUAAAUUUAAACUUGUCUGAUUGUUUGGUUCCCUUCGUCGUCUUGUAAAAAAAAAAAAAAAUGUUCUUUUACUCUUUUAGAAAUCGUUCUUUUAAAAGAGAAUAAUCUAUCGAAAUUUGACGAUUUAUUUUACCCAAGAUAUUAUUCGAAUAUAAAUCUCUUAGACUUUCUUAGACUUAUACGUAGAAGAUAGCUACUAAAGUUGGUUUGUAGAAACGUCAUUGUGUGUCCAAGAAAACGAGCUCAUUUUCGGUUACAACUAAAAAUAUAAUAUCGUUUAAGUAUCAGAAA
This is a messenger RNA of Apis cerana (Asiatic honeybee), 8883 nucleotides long. RefSeq names its product DNA ligase 4 (gene DNAlig4). NCBI's taxonomy places the organism in Eukaryota, Metazoa, Arthropoda, Insecta, Hymenoptera, Apidae. The record is from RefSeq and is a predicted model, not a curated record. Gene Ontology annotation, cellular component: DNA-dependent protein kinase-DNA ligase 4 complex; DNA ligase IV complex. Gene Ontology annotation, biological process: nucleotide-excision repair, DNA gap filling; DNA recombination; DNA biosynthetic process. Gene Ontology annotation, molecular function: ATP binding; DNA binding; DNA ligase (ATP) activity.